Molecule: messenger RNA, 982 nt
Organism: Pistacia vera
Lineage: Eukaryota; Viridiplantae; Streptophyta; Magnoliopsida; Sapindales; Anacardiaceae
Product: isoeugenol synthase 1-like
Exons: 5
Coding region: 7-960 (317 amino acids)
Molecular function (GO): oxidoreductase activity
Source: RefSeq, a predicted model, not a curated record
AGAGGCAUGGCUUGUGAAAAAAGCAAGAUACUGAUAAUUGGAGCAACUGGGUAUCUUGGGAAAUACAUGGUGAAUGCCAGCGUUUCUAUGGGCCAUUCAACCUUUGCCUUUGUUCGUCCUCUCAAGCCAAAUGCUCAUCCUUCCAAGCUACAACUUCACCAAGAAUUCCAAUCCAUGGGAGUCACUGUAUUCCAAGGAGAGAUUGAUGAGCAUGAGAAAUUAGUUUCAGUGCUUCGACAAGUAGAUGUUGUGAUUUCUACUCUUGCAAUUCCUCAACAUCUUCAACAACUCAAAUUAAUUUCUGCAAUAAAAAAAGCUGGCAACAUAAAGAGAUUUGUUCCAUCGGAAUAUGGUAAUGAAGUUGACAGGGUAAGCGCACUCCCUCCUUUUGAAGCUGUGCUUGAAAACAAGAGGAAAAUUAGAAGGGCAACCGAAGAAGCUGGAAUAUCAUAUACUUAUGUCUCCGCAAACUCAUUUGCAACUUAUUUUGUCCAUUAUCUUCUCCAUCCAAACGAGCAACGCAAUGAAGUUAUAGUUUAUGGAAGUGGUUUAAUUAAGGCUGUGUUGAAUUAUGAGGAAGAUGUUGCAGCCUAUACAGUCAAAGCAGCAACAGAUCCAAGGGUUGCCAAUCGUAUAAUAAUCUACAGGCCCCCAGGGAACAUUGUAUCACAAUUAGAUUUAAUUUCUGCUUGGGAGAAGAAAACCGGAAGAAAUUUGAAGAAGAUUCAUGUUGCUGAGGAAGAAAUCAUAAAACUUUCUGAGGUCACACCACCACCGGGGAAUGUCCCUCCUGCAAUUUUGCACAACAUAUUUAUCAAAGGUGAUCAAAUGAGUUUUGAACUAACUUCAGAGGAUUUGGAGGCCUCCCAGCUAUACCCUGAAUACAAGUACACUUCAGUUGAUGAACUUCUGGACAUUUGCUUGGUUAAACCCACGAAGGUCAAAUUGGCUACAUUUUAAGAUUGCAUUUGGUUAGGGCUCU